UCAGCUUCCAAACAAUACUUUGAAAAGUAUCCUGGAGACCAUGAACUCCUUUGGGAAGUUGAAGGUGUUGGACAUUGGUACCAGCGAAUACCAGUUACCAGAGCAUUACAGAGAGAAACACUUAAAAUUACAGCAGUUUCUCAACAUGAAGCCAAAAGACCUGUGUCAGGAGAAUGUGGUCUUGCAGCUGUUCCAGAAUAUGAGCUGGGUGCCGAAGACAAUCAGUCUAGUGAGAUGCAGCUAACUAUUGAUUCUCUAAAAGAUGCCUUUGCAAGUACUUCUGAAGGUCAUGAAAAAACACCUGUUUCCACUCGUACUCGAAGCAGUCAUUUAAAGCGACCAAAGAUUGGAAAGCGGUUUCAGGAUUCUGAAUUUAGUAGUUCUCAAGGUGAAGAUGAAAAAACUGCCCAGACAUUACCUAUGGCUUCAAUAAACAAAUUGGAAUCUACUGCACGCACAUCAGAGAGUUCAGAAGAAUUCCUGGAAGAAGAACCUGAGCAGAGAGUCACUGAAUUCAAGGAUGAAAAUAGUGACAGAGAUGCACAUCCUAUACUAGAAACACAAUCAUGCCUGGAGACACAAGAUGGUGAAAAAGACUCUGAAUUAGAGCCUGUGAAUGGUGAAAUAAUGGAUGAUACUCUUAAGACUUCACUUGUACCCGAAGAGGAGGACUCCACUAGUGAAGGUGCGGAAGAAGAAUUAAAAGUGCAGUCCUUUAAUUCCAGUGAAGAUGCAACAAAUCUUGUCCCACUAGGGACAGAAUCUUCAAAGCCCUCUGAGACUGUUCAACUGGAUAAGACCCCACAUAUAACUGACUCAGAAAUGUUGGUAGAUCAAAGCCCAUCUGAUGACAAGGGGCACACUGAAGAGAAACUGUCCCUAGUUUCAAGAAAGAAAGCGCAUUUGGGAAGUUCAGACAGUGUUGCCACUAUCUCAAAUGAAGAACGCUCUGACAGUGCUUUUCCAAACUCUGUGGUAGCAGAAUUUGCUGAAGAACCAGUCUCUGAGAACUUAUCACCCCACACUACUUCCUCAUUGGAAGACCAGGGUGAAGAGGGGGUGCCUGAGUCCCAGGAAACGUCUACUGCUCUUCCUCAGAAUUCUCUAAUAGAGGUGGAACUUGAGGAUGUGCCAUUUUCACAGAACACAGGACAGAAGAACCAGUCAGAGGAGCAGUCCGAAGCGUCCUCUGAGCAACUGGAUCAGUUUACACAAUCAGCAGAAAAGGCUGUGGAUAGCAGUUCAGAGGAGAUAGAAGUGGAAGUGCCUGUAGUGGACAGGCGGAAUUUAAGAAGAAAGGCCAAGGGGCAUAAAGGACCUGCCAAGAAGAAAGCCAAGAUGACCUGAAUGAAGAAGAUAUGCGUAUGAUAAAUCUUCUUCUUUGUAACAGAAUUGUUUUUAAAACAUGGCAAUUAAUAAACAAUACGGGGCAUAGGACAGACAUUUCCAAAAUUUGAACUUAACAUGCAGUUUUUCUUUUUCCUUUAGGAACUAGGAUUCACUAUUGUUUUUAAUUUUUCAGUGUAAAUAAUAAUUUUUUUAUUUUUAUUAGCCAUGUUUGAAUUUUGAGACUCCAGAUCAUAUUAUAUUUUUCUUUAGUAGGUGGACAUCUGACCAUAUUUCAAAAACUAUAAAUUAAAAAACUGAAAGUAGUA
Messenger RNA from Castor canadensis (American beaver), 1655 nucleotides. The record is from RefSeq and is a predicted model, not a curated record. Lineage: Eukaryota; Metazoa; Chordata; Mammalia; Rodentia; Castoridae.